CAUCUAGUUCGGCAGGUGUAGAUGACGAGCUGUUCGUGAGAUCAUUUGAUGAUGUUCCUGAAGUUACACUGAAGAAAAUUCGUAGUUAUAUUAUUGCUGGUGCUACAAACUAUGAUGGAUUUCUUCAUCAAGUAAAACUAUUAGAACCUUCACUCACAGAGUCAGUCAAGGACCUUCGAUCACAAGUUGUUAGGGAAGCGUGUAUUACGACAUCGUUUUUAUCAAAAACAAUAGGACGACAAUUUGAUCAUGUCGCUGAGUUGGUUCUUCCAAGUUUAUUUAGUUUAAUUCCAAAUAGUGCUAAAGUUAUGUCAACUUCAGGAAUUGUGUGUUUGACUUUUAUUUUCAGGUACACUCAUUCUGCGCGGUUACUUCCAAAUGUUACUAGUCAAAUGUCAUCAAAGGCAGCUCCAAUGAGAAGACAAACAAUCAAUUUUAUUCAUACUAUUUUAUCAACUUGGGAAACCCAUUCACUAGAAAAACAUGUAGUACUUUUAGAAGGCUCAGUUCGUAGAGGGAUAGAAGACGCAGACUCUGAAGUUAGGCCGUGGGGCAGAAAGGCAUUCUGGGCAUUUGCUGAACAUUUUAAACAACGAGCGGAAAAGUUACUAAACUCAUUAGAUGUCUCUAAACAAAAAAUGCUUCAUGGAGAGCUGGGCCAAUCAUCAAGUACAGGCGCAUUAAAUAUCCAACCCAAAUCUUCAUUGUCAAGAGGAUCCAGUCACAGUGGCUCUCAUGAAAAUAUUGGAAUGUCACAUACAGCUGGAAGAAAGUCAAUAGCACCGAAAACAGAAACAGAUGGUGGAUUUCGGUUGGGUCAGAGGUCAAAUAGUGAUAUCAAUGUGUCAGCUGCAAGCCGCUCAAAAUCAAGGUAUCUAUCUGCCAGUAGUUCCACCAUGUCAAAAUCACCACAAAGAAUGAAGAAAUCAACAUCUAAAGAAAACCUACCAUUGACAACGUCUCCAAGUACAGUACAUAAGGCUACGGUGGAAGGCUCAAGGCUGCCAACGCCGCGAAAAGGACGGGUCGGUGUUUCACAAUCACAACCUGGCAGCCGAUCGGGUAGUCGGUCAGCGUCUCCCACAAGGUAUCUAUACACAUCUUCAUAUGGUAGGGUAGAAACUGAUAGUAAAAAGACACCAAGGAAAAGUCGGAUUCCUAGAAGUCAAGGUUGUAGUCGAGAGACAAGUCCCAAUAGAUUAGGAUAUGGACUUCGUGAUCGGCAUGUAAGCGGUAGCUCUGUAGGAGCACAGAGGGUUGCCCGGCAACCGUUAGAACAACCUGUACUUGGUACUGAUAAAGAUACUGAAUUAGCUCUAGCUGAAGCACUAAGGCAACAAACGUCACAGAAACGGUGGGAAUCCUAUAGUUCAGCGUAUUCUGAUGACGAAAGUGACGCUUCUAGUGUUUGUUCUAUUGGAUCAUAUGGAUCUGGACACUCAAGAUUAGAGGAUGUUCCUGAUAUACUUAACAAAAUGGGGAGUGCUGCAUGGUCUGAGAGAAAAGAGGGAUUAAUGGGAUUACAACAUGUCCUUAGAACCUCUAGAAUGCUCAGUCGCCAAGAACUCAAGAGAUGUACUGAAAUUUUCACACGAAUGUUUGUUGAUCCCCAUGGCAAGGUUUUUAGUUUGUUUUUAGAGACAUUGUCUGACUUUGUAGCAAUACAUAAAAUGGACCUCAGUGAUUGGUUGUAUGUUUUAUUAACGAGAUUGCUACAUAAAAUGGGAAUGGACUUAUUAGGAUCUAUUCAUGCAAAAGUAGAAAAGGCAUUAGAUAUGGUCAGGGAGUCGUUUCCCUAUGAUUUGCAGUUUAAUAUUUUAACAAGAUUUAUAGUGGACCAAACACAGACACCCAAUGUCAAGGUGAAAGUAGCAUUAUUAAAAUAUCUUCAGUAUCUAAUUGAGUUGAUGGAUCCGUCAGAUUUUGUGAAUUCCAGUGAAACCAGAUUAGCUGUUAGUAAAAUUAUUAGUUGGACAAAUGAGGCAAAGUCAACGGAAGUUAGAAAGGCUUCUCAGACUGUAUAUAGUUUAUUUGAACUGAACACUCCAGAGUUUAGUAUGAUGUUAUCAGUGUUGCCCAAGACAUUCCAGGAUGGCGCCACAAAACUUUUACAUAAUCACCUUAGGAACACUAGUAAUGAAAAUGAGAAUGUUCCACCCAGGCCUCGCAACACACCCAGUCGAUCAUCUGCAUACCAGCACCGAACAAGGGCACACCCAAGAGGGGACGCACUCUCACCACGUACCACGUAUCCUGAUUUUGACUCUGACAUACAUAACAUGAACUCUGAGGAAAUCUACAACUCACUACGCAAAACCACAGCAGAGAUCCAAAACUUCAGUCUGCGCAGCAGUCGAGACGACCUACUGGAUGAUUUCGUGAAAGACCCCGAUAAAAUUGAAAGUGAUGAGGUAUCUGCCGAUAGUGGUAUUACAAGUUCUAUUCCCGAUGUUAGAGUAGACAGUCCUGAUGUUGUAGGCGACUAUUCUACGCCACACAGGGAGGUGUUAUCAGAACAUAGAUCUCCACAAUCAAGUACAAAGUCCAACAUGACACAGAACUAUAAUCCCUCCAAUUACACUGACAAUGCUGUUAAUAAUAGUUUUAAUCGUUCAGCGCUAGCUGAAGCUACUUUUGAUGAUAAUAUAGAUGGAGCUUUUAACCGAGAUGAAUCUGAUAUAUUAGCUGAUAUUAUCCGGGAAUUAUCUAAUCACAAUGAAAGGGGCGAGGAGAGAAAAUCAGCACUGCAUCAGUUGAUGAAGAUUGCCAGGGAAGACAUGUCUGCGCUGUGGGACACUCAUUUUAAAGCUGUGCUAUUGGUUUUGACGGAGACGCUUAACGACAUUGACCCUACAGUACGAGCAAUGUCUUUAAGGACACUUAGAGAAAUUCUAAAAAAUCAGCCUGAUAGAUUUACGGUGUAUGCCGAGUUGACCAUUCUCAAAAUACUUGAAGCACAUAAAGAUCCACAAAAAGAUGUUAUACGAGCCGCAGAGGAGACAAUGGUAACGUUGGCUAAUUCCAUCCCACCUUCAACAUGUGUACGUGUGUUGUGUCCACUGAUCCAGACAGCUGAUUAUCCUGUCAAUCUAGCGGCUAUCAAGAUGUUGACAAAGGUUGUGGAAUUAAUUUCUAAAUCAGAUUUUGAUGAGAUGCAACAUGAAAUAAUAUCUGGGCUUCUUAAGGGUUAUGAGCAUCCAGAAAGCAGUGUACGCAAAGCGAGUGUCUUUUGUCUAGUAGCCAUUCAUAAUCUUAUUGGUGAUAACCUAAAAGACCAUUUAACUGAUCUUUCUGGCAGCAAGAUGAAACUUCUGAACUUAUAUAUUAAGAGAUCGCAAUCUGACAAACCAGCGUCCACGCCUGAUGAGAAUGGUGGUGUUUGAAGAGAUCUUUUGCAAAUCCCCCUUAGUAUAAAUUGUUGCCUUUGACAUUUUGAAGUUCUAACAGUAAAUUUAAAAUUUAUCGGCAGAGAAUGUGAUGACUUGUGUUGAAAUCUUGUCAUCAGUUUCUGAUAUCUGACUGUGUUGAUUUGACAUUGUGUUACAGCGUCAAAAUUGAUUUGCCUUUUUGAGAAAAAUCACUUUUAAACAGCCUAGGAUUUCACUGUGUCAAAGGUUACUAUUUUUUAUUCAUUGAUGGUGCUUUUUCAUUAUUCAAACCUUUGAGAAAAUUAUUUUAUGAAUAUCCUGAAAUCUGUAACAUAUCAGCAUGAAUUAUGAUUGAAAAACAGAACUACGAAUCCCGAUGAAUCAUGGGAGAUUUUAGUAGCUGAUUGGAUGGAUGUUCUGCUGCCGAGGGAGUCUUGUUAAAUUGUCAAUGCCUAUGUGGUCUUGUUUUGUCAACUAUAACUAGACUAGGGAGUCUUGUUAAAUCAUCAAUGCCUUGGGGUCCUUGUUUAAUCAACAAUGCUGUUCAUACACCUUGUAAUUUUUGUGCUACCACUACUGUAUAUAAUAAACAGCAACUCACGAGAACUAGUGGUAACCAAAUUGGUUUAUUAAAUUCUGGAAACAAUUUAAGGUUGUAAAAUUGAUAAGCUGCAAUUAUUUGAGUUUCUUAAGUGGAACGUUUUGUAAAAUUCCUGACAGUCUUGAUAUUUAAGCCUGAAGUUUUUGUUGUGCAUUUGUAUCCGUGGCAACUGGUUGCUAACAUCAGUGCAGGAUUAAAGGUCAAAGUAUAACGUUAUAUCUAAUGUUGGAGGCAUCCUUGUUCUUUUUCAGUGACUGGCUUUGUUGUGACUUGGCUGAUGUGAAUACAAGUCAACGUCAAAUAAACUGAAAAAAAAACUUGUACAUACAUAUGCAGUCUUGGUAAUACAAUAUUUUAUGUAGGUCUAUUAGCAUUUUUUUUAUAUCGGUUUACACCCCACCCCAAUUUUUUGCCAAACUGUUGCCAAUAGAUUUCUAAGCAAUAUACACAUGAAUUGGGUCAAGUUGUCAAAUGUUUCAUUGUGUAUAUAUAACAUUUCAUGAACAAUCCAGUAUCCGUGUAUUCACAGAGUAGCUUAAUUUAAAGGCUGCUUGGAAUAAGAAAUAUAAUAUUUGGUAAUUAUUGUCCUAAGUAACAAUUUAACCUGAGGUAGGAAAAGCCAUUGCUUAUUAUUUUGGAUAGUUACUUGGGACAACGAUUACCAACUAUUUAUUAUAUUUCAUUUAAAGGUGCUUGUUGUGCAGUAGAAAAAAUUGUAUAUUGUGCUUUUUGCUCUCAGACAAUGACAAAUAAAAGCAAAGAUGAGGCUGUUUGGAGAUAACAUACAACAAACAAACAAGCAUAGCAAUGCAGAAUAACUGAAGCAAUUAUAGCUGGUACCUGAAACACAUUUUCUAUUUAUUUUUAAACUAACCAGCACCCCCCACCUUGAAGUGGUUUAGUCCACUGAAUCAAAUAUUAGAGCCACACCAUAGACAGUUGUCGCCAUCACUCCAGUAAGUUCUUUGUAAUAUUUUGUAGACAAUCGCAUGCAAUAAUGAUUUGUGUUAAUGUCCCUAAAAUUGUUUUGUUAUGUUAUAAAUGUAUGUAUUAUUUUGAUGUAUUUGCUGUCCUUACUAUCUUCUUUCUUUCAAUUCCAUGAAAUGACUUGCUUGUUAUCUCCAAUAUCUGUUCAAAGUGUUACAAAUGAAAAUAUCCUGUGGCAUCUCUGCUGUCUUUUAACAUUUUAGUGAGGGUUAUUUUAAGGUACAUAACUGCCAUAUAUAACGUAAGUAGACAAGUGUAUGUUUAUUUUGGACAUUUUAGUUUUAUUUAUCGAAU
This is a messenger RNA of Saccoglossus kowalevskii, 5250 nucleotides long. RefSeq names its product CLIP-associating protein 1-B-like. Gene Ontology annotation, biological process: mitotic spindle assembly; establishment of mitotic spindle localization. The record is from RefSeq and is a predicted model, not a curated record. Gene Ontology annotation, cellular component: microtubule organizing center; kinetochore; mitotic spindle. Lineage: Eukaryota; Metazoa; Hemichordata; Enteropneusta; Harrimaniidae. Gene Ontology annotation, molecular function: microtubule binding.